GGAGCCCAGGCGGAGCCAGGCGCCCGCGGAGACCUCGCAGGGCUCCACCGCCCAGCAUUGUACAGGGCUGGGGAUCAAGGCCCCAUGAGCCAGAGUCCGGCCCCAAGCAGCCCCCGGGGAGGCCUGAGAGCAGAGCGAGCGCCUGUGCCCGGCAAGGCCUGGGUUCCAGCAGACACCAGACCUCCCUUGCGGAGAGAGGGACCCCACCAGGAGGCCUCGGGCACCUGACACCUCUCCAGGGUCAGCCCAGCCGCUCCCUCCCUGUGGCUGCCGGACCCCAGGGGGCCUGACUGCUGUCUGCGCCCCAGGCCUUUGCAGCCUCCUCUCUCCAGAGCUGGGCGGGGCUGACUUUGGAGCAGAAAGGCCAGGCAACAGGCACCAAUGCAGGCACUGGGAGGGGGACUGGCCAGAGGCUGCCCACCCGCUCAGCACAGGCGCCAGCGUGCCGGAGGUGCCUGCUGGGCGGCGCCCUUCCUGGGCACUGGGGACACACAGCACCGGGGAGCGGGAAUUCGGGUCAGCUCGGAGCUGGUGGGGGCACUACGCGUGGGCCGUGUCAGUGUGUGCACGGGGGACUGUGUGCAGGUGUGGGUGUCCAGAAAGAGGGCCCGGGGCGGCGAUGCUUGGGCCAGCGGGCAUCCACCAGAGGGAGAAGGGGCCCCACGAGGCUGCUUGGGCAGCACAAGUCUGGUGGCUUGUUGGCAGGGCUGGAGAGGUGGGUGUGGGAGUGCACAGAAGGGGGCCCUCCGAGAGGUGCCGGGGUUGAGGUGAGGAAGGGGGCUUCCGGGGAACUCCCAGGUAUCAGCAGGAGUUGCAGUUUGCGGUGGGAGGACAGAUACACCUGAGGACACGCCGGGCUUGCGGGGGCGGGGAUGCAGCAGUGGGUGUGUGCUGUGGGCGGGGUUGGGGCCCGAGGACCACCCUGCAGCUCCCACGGCGGGGGCAGCGGCACCGAGCUGAGAGGGGAGAGUGCUAGUGAGAAGGGCGGCCCGCCCUGCUUUCUCUCAGCCUGGGCCCCAACCUGCCCUGUGCCUGGUACUUUUUAAGGGAGCAUGGAAGCCAUUUUUAAAGCCCUUCCUCCAGCAGGGAGGAUAUCGAAAGACGAGUCAGCUGACCGGAGAUUGAUUUGCAUCUCAAAGGGCCCCCUCCGGGGCCAGCCCUGUGCCGGCAGUUCAGCGAGGCCGGCAGAUCCUGGAGAGAACAGCCCCAGACAGGCUGCCAGGAGCCCACCAUCAGCCGUCCUUGGCCCGAAGAGAACACUGCAGUGGGACACGCAGGCUGGAAACACAUGGCAACACGCAGCCCUGAGCCCCGCGAGGCAGCUUGUGCGAAGCGACGGGGCCGCAGCCAUGGACGGGGCCGGACCCUCCUGUCCUGAUACUCGUUUUGGGCCCAGGACUCAGGAACCCAAGCUCACGGACCAGGUCAGUGGCAAAGGGAAUCUUGGACGCCACCUGGAAAUGCAGCGAGACGGUUUCAGGAAUCUGGGAAUACACAGCCGCUAAUACCGAGAUGGCUUCGGCUGCAGCACACUCGUGACCCACACGCUGGGGCCCCCGACCCUCGGCCUGGGCUGACCGGCGGUGCAGGGUGAGGCCAGAGCGCAGGACACGGGGCGGGUGGACGGCUGCUCAGUGGCCCGGGGGUGCCAGCGCGACAGACAGAAACACACUCUCCAGGGGCCCCGCGCCUCUCGUACAGCCCUGUGUUAAAUCACUAAGUCAAGCUAACACACGAGGGCUCACACCUGACUAAUAAAGUGGGGAAAGCAGAAAAAGCCUCGCUGUCGGAAAACCUGAAUGACACAACAAACUGACACCAACAAACUGAAAACGUGCAAGAAGUAACUCAGUGCUGGCUUUUCAGCUACAGAAAGACCGCUGCGACUCCGAGUGAGAAGGAGGGCCUCCUGCACGCAUGUGGGCACAGCUGGAGCUUAGGUGUGUCCCGCUAACUAGCCCCCUACCCCCAUGCCCGGCGCCCAAGGCCAGGCAAGCUCCGAUGCUCUCAGGGACCCUGCGAGCUCCAGAGGGCUACCGUCCAGCACCUGCAGGAUGCUUUCUCUCCCCAGCAGCUGCCACGGGUUUUACUGGGCGGAGGGGCCGUGUCCAGGGGCAGAGGAAGACAGGGUAGUUCUGUCGUGGUUCUGGAAACUCUCCAUAAGAAUUCACAGGCCACCUCAAUUUAUUUUGAAAACAACAAAUUCCUUAAAACUUUUAGGUUGCAGCAUUACACAAAAUAUGUUUAAAUAGCGCUACAAAUGCUAGCAAAUUCCUCAUUUCUAGGGCCUGCAGAAGUCACACCUGGAUUUCUGGUCAGCUGGACCUGGUGUGUCUCAUCUGGAUUUGCUCAUCCACCUCCUCAAAGUGGCCCUCCUCCGUCUCCCGCCCGAUUCCCCUUUCCCUGUUCUCUAUCUACCAGGUUUGCCUUUCCAGAACCUUCCUUUCCCCUCCUCCCUCCUUGGGCCACGACUGGAUGUCUGGUUGGAGCCCUCCUGCGCCCUGACCUCCUCGGCUCCCACCCAGAGGCCCACCGCCCUGGGCUCCCACGCCAGGCCCCGUGCUGCCGAGGGUGCCCGACACCCUGCUGCCGGGGGUCUGUCCUCACUGCUCUGCUGGGGUGCCCGGGGCUUCCUGAGAACCUGUGACCUCUGCCACGCCCCACCCCAGCCAUCCCGUGGCAGCCUUGUCCUGCCCCGGGGCCCUGGUACGAUUCUGCCUUCAGCGCCAGAAACUGGGGGCUGUGCGCCCAUGUGACAAGGACGUGAGUGGAAACACACCAGGGCCCUCGACCAGUGCUGCCCGUUGCUGCCCCCGCCCCCGAAUGGACCAGUCUGAGAACCAGGCCGAGCCUGCCCUCCUCAGCAAGCUUUAGACCUGUGCUUGUACGUCUGUGUGUGGGCCAGGGCAGCACAGCUGCUGUAGG
Molecule: messenger RNA, 2925 nt
Organism: Balaenoptera musculus (blue whale)
Lineage: Eukaryota; Metazoa; Chordata; Mammalia; Artiodactyla; Balaenopteridae
Exons: 5
Coding region: 1053-1505 (150 amino acids)
Source: RefSeq, a predicted model, not a curated record